Messenger RNA from Nothobranchius furzeri (turquoise killifish), 768 nucleotides. RefSeq names its product eukaryotic translation elongation factor 1 beta 2 (gene eef1b2). NCBI's taxonomy places the organism in Eukaryota, Metazoa, Chordata, Actinopteri, Cyprinodontiformes, Nothobranchiidae. Gene Ontology annotation, biological process: translational elongation. The record is from RefSeq and is a predicted model, not a curated record. Gene Ontology annotation, molecular function: translation elongation factor activity; guanyl-nucleotide exchange factor activity. Gene Ontology annotation, cellular component: cytosol; eukaryotic translation elongation factor 1 complex.
CCUUCUUCAUUCUCCUCCGGUGGUUUCCUUCGCUCCUCACGGCUCUUCUUCUUCAUCAUGGGAUUCGGAGAUCUGAAAUCAGCCUCUGGCCUCAAAGUGCUGAACGACUUCCUGUCGGACCGCAGCUACAUCGAGGGGUAUGUCCCAUCUCAAGCUGAUGUGGCAGUCUUUGAUGUGCUGUCAGCCCCGCCCCCUGCUGACCUGCGCCACGCACUCAGGUGGUAUAACCACAUCAAGUCCUACCAGAACCAAAAGAACAGUCUUCCUGGUGUGAAGAAACCUCUGGGUCAGUACGGACCCGCAGGUGUGCCUGACACUACUUCAGGCCCAGCCCCAGCUGCCGCCAAGGAUGAUGACGACGAUGACAUUGACUUGUUUGGUUCUGAUGAAGAGGAGGACACAGAGGCCACCAAGCUGAAGGAGCAGCGCCUGGCAGAGUACGCCGCCAAGAAGGCAAAGAAGCCAGCACUCAUCGCUAAAUCUUCACUCCUAUUGGAUGUGAAGCCAUGGGAUGAUGAGACGGACAUGGCCAAGCUGGAGGAGUGUGUACGCAGCAUCGAGAUGGACGGGCUGGUCUGGGGACAGUCCAAACUAGUUCCAGUGGGUUACGGCAUCAAGAAGCUCCAGAUCAGCUGCGUGGUCGAAGACGACAAGGUGGGCACAGACAUCCUGGAGGAGAAGAUCACUGCCUUCGAAGACUUUGUUCAGUCCAUGGAUGUUGCUGCUUUCAACAAGAUCUGAGAUGGUUUAAUAAAAAUGAAAACAAAA